CAUAGAGACAAAGUCGUGUUGCCAUUGUUAUUAAGGCUACAGGUGAAAGCUCUGAAUCUUCGACUUCUCUUAGUGUUGUUAAAUCUGUACAAAAUGUUAAUCCAGGAGUUCCCGCUAUUGCAGCCUCAAAGCUUUCACCGCUUCCUCCUGAACCUGUUGACUAUUAUGCCUUUGUCAUGGAUUCCCUGAAGGACUGAUAGUGCAUUGAAGUUUGGGUGGUUUUUCUUGAGUUACGUGGUAUUAUGCCAAAAAUAUUACCGGAGAUAUCUAUGAAUCUGGGUGGAUUAGUGAGAUGUACGGUUAUUCUUUUGGUACAGUAGAGUAUGUCACCCGCUAUUCACGAAAAUCCUUACGAGUCCUCGGUAGUGUAGGCGAGCCUAUAAAUCCUAGUGCAUGGAGGUGGUUUUUCAAUAUAGUUGGAGAUUCAAGAUGCCUCAUAUUUGACACUUGGUGGCAAACAGAGACAGGUGGCUUUAUGGAAUCAUCCUCUGCUCAAUAUAUAUUGCAGCAGUACACUACAGCUUGCGGAGGACAAAAGCUUCAGAAUGCUGUUGUCAAUGCUUAUGCAAUGGGUAAGGUGAGGAUGUUAGCUUCUGAUAUCGAGACAGCCACAAAGGUCAUAUAGAAAAGGAAUUCCUCCAAAGCUGCAGAGUUAGGUGGGUUUGUGCUCUGGCAGAUGAAUCCAGAUAUGUGGUAUGUGGAGCUGGCUCUUGGUGGCAGCAAAAUUCAUGCUGGAUGUAACGACAAGCUUGUUUGGAGGCACACACCGUGGCUAUUUCAGCCAGAAAACUGGGCUCCUUGUACACCUUGAAGACUCCCAUUUGACUCGCAUCCAAAGCAAUGGCACGGAUGCUGUGUAGUUGGUUUUUCU
Camellia sinensis is the source of this 871-nucleotide messenger RNA. RefSeq lists its product as uncharacterized. Gene Ontology annotation, molecular function: acetyl-CoA synthetase activity. The record is from RefSeq and is a predicted model, not a curated record. Gene Ontology annotation, biological process: acetyl-CoA biosynthetic process. Lineage: Eukaryota; Viridiplantae; Streptophyta; Magnoliopsida; Ericales; Theaceae.